Pomacea canaliculata is the source of this 4719-nucleotide messenger RNA. Its product is annotated as BTB and MATH domain-containing protein 42-like. The transcript has 3 exons. Gene Ontology annotation, molecular function: protein binding. NCBI's taxonomy places the organism in Eukaryota, Metazoa, Mollusca, Gastropoda, Architaenioglossa, Ampullariidae. The coding region runs from base 2475 to 3113 and encodes 212 amino acids. The record is from RefSeq and is a predicted model, not a curated record.
CACCAGUUAGGUUGGAUUUUUUUUUUCGAUCGACUGAUAUUUUCGGUUUCCUUUCACGGCUCGUGUCUAGGAAUUGUGCGGUAAUGCCGCUUCAAGGAAACUGUCUACCUCUGUAAAAACCAGGGUGAGCACACACACACACACUGCUUUACCGCGUUCACUUAAUUUACCUUUUUCACUCCACCCUUAUGUCUGCUCAAAAUAUGGAGGCAAAGAGGACUGAGGUAAAGCGAGAAUCAGAAGAGUCAGAGAUAUCUAAAGAAGAUGAAAAAGAAGAGGAAGAAGUACAUACUAACCGAUUUCAAACAGGCGAUCAACAUUCCGACAUCACCCUAGUGGUCGAAGGUCGCAAACUUCAUGUUCAUAAAACUUUACUCAUGUUACAUUCGCCUGUGUUUGAAAGAAUGCUUUUGGCUGACUUCAAAGAGAAAGGGUCUGGAGAGAUUCAGCUUCCAGGAAAGAAGUAUUCUGCAGUGUUCGACUUUUUGGAGCAGAUUUAUCCUGGAGACCCCAUUUACUCAAUCAGUGGGGAAAACAUUGAAGACCUUCUUCAACUCGCAGAUGAAUACGAUGUUGAGCAGGUGUUCACAAACUGCACAAACUUCAUAGGCAUGCAAUUAUGUAGCCAGUGCUCAGGAGAAACGAUAUCGACAGAUUAUAUUCUGUUUUAUCUCGGGCUGGUUGAGCGAUUCGAGCGACUUCAUUCAUUAAGAGAGAAUAUGGUACAUCGAGCAAGUCAAAUACCUGUCCACGAGAUGGAGAAAAGCAAGUACUUUCUUUCUGUGCCUGCCACAGCUACGAGAGAUGCCUUGCUGCUGCAACUUAAAACACGAAAUCAAGAAAGUAACCGAUAUCGUCGCUGAUUAUUACACAAGAUUUGGUGAAAAUAACCGAUGCAGAAAUGGUUUAGUCGCAUUGGGACUAAUGAAGGCAAAUGAACGGGAUGUAAAGAAAGCCUUAUUGGUAGAUAUCAUUAGCAGCAUGUCAUUUCUUUACUAAUGAUCAUUUAGUAUCCAAAGAAUCUUUUUAAAUAUCAUUUACAUAUGUAAUCGGAGGACAGUAUUUAACAAUAAUAUUGGCUAUGUAUUUAAUAAAUUAGACCGGAGGCUCAAAGUUUCUCUGUUGUGGAAUGGUUCAAAUGUUAUUGUAGCUGUCUGAGAUUAUUAUUAUACCGCAAGGGAACUAUAAUAACUGUACGUUCAUAUUCAAUUUCAUGUAUCUUCAAUCACAAAUAAAGGUGUUUUUACUUGCAAUAAUUAAUAUUUGUUCUGUUUGCGAUCACUAUGUGAAAAUAUUGUCUCUGUGUGUGUGUGUGUGUGUGUGCACGUGUGCGGAUGGUCGAGCUGAUGUGACUAAGUUAAGUAAGGAUGUAGACUAUAUCAAUGUAGAGUCUUUCAGUUUUUCUACAAGCCCAUGCUGAGUGGAACCUUCAGUGACAAUUAGUAACAACAAGUCUCAUUCACGGUCUUCCGCAUUGUUGGUAGACUGCCCCUCCGUCUGAUGGUCGACAGUCAAGUUCUGCAAGUCGCCACCAGUGAGGAUCGAGUGUUUAGAGCUUAGGUCGGUGUCCUAUGGCUAAGAUACUAUUUAGAUAGUAUUAAGUAUCUUUGACCCAAUCAUCAUUUAGCAGUUCUUUUCAAUAUCGUAUGUAAAAUCGGAAUAUGGGCACUGAUAGAAUUAUUUCAUCCAUUUUCGUCAAACUACACCAUUCAGCUUCGUUGACAGGUAUGAAGAGCGAUGUGAUUCAUAGAGGAGUUGCUUUCUACAGUUGCCUCAGUACUAAGUUCAGAUAGUGUGUAGUAGAAAGAUAUCUGCUUAAUGCGUGAAAGAGUGUAGCACGGUCUUUCUGUAUCUGACUCUUCCACCUGUAACUGCUGAAUGAGAGAUUUUCUAUGGCACAAUGUUAUGUACAAAAGGCUGAUAUCUUCCCUCCUUCGUGAAGUGAGUGGUAUCGUCCGUGCCAGGGAAGGUAGGAGUACACGCGGUGCUGACUACUACUUGUCUCCACUUACUACCCGGACAAUAAGCGGGGUAGACAUCACAGGCACUGACAGUAAUUGACUGUAACUGUCAGUAACUGAACAGUAACUGACUAGCCUGACAAUAAAACGUCUUCCUCACCCAACCAGGGGUCAGGAUAUGAAUUAGGGAACACUGACGGCUUGUAAAAGUCAGCAUCAAGUGUACUCCUACCUUCCCUCGCACAGGCGAAACCAUUUUUAAAAAAAACACCCACAUAAACAUCGGCCUUCAUUUACAAGAUCGUCGCUCAACCACGUGACUGACCUAUUAUCAGAGGCAUGGUGAAGACGCUGUUUACCCUGGUGACAACGGGAUUUCCUUCACAGCACUUUUCCAGGUGUGUGUCGCCUAACGGCAUAUAGGAAUUCGCCGGUCGUGCAUCGUUCAUUCCGACAUUUGUGUUAUUUUCUUGUUACACGUCAUCUUUCUGUCGUCGGUAAACAACCAUUUUGAUGGAAGGUGAUAUGACAUCCUCAGCCACCGACCAGUUGUCAAAACGCCCAUUUGAAGCAGAUGACAAAUUCUCUGACCUCGUGCUAGUGGUGGAGGGUCACAAACUGCAUGUUAGUAAGACUCUGCUGAUGAUACAUUCACCGGUUUUUGAAACAAUGUUUACAGCCGACUUCAAAGAAAAAGAAUUAGGAGAAAUUCCUCUUCCAGAGAAAAAAUAUUCCACAAUGGCAGCACUUUUGGAGCAAAUCUACCCCGGAAAUGUCGUCGACCUAAUCAACAAUGAAACCCUACCGGAACUUCUUCAGCUCGCCGACGAGUACGACGUGCAGCAGGUCUUCCACAACUGCCAGCAGUACAUCGAAAAGAAGAUAUACCAGCUGUAUCCCGAAUAUACGGUUGACCUCAUUCUCUUUUACCUUGGGAUCGUUGACCGCUAUGCACGGUUGCAUUCGUUACGACAGAGACUUGUACAGCUUGCAGCCUGUAUACCGGCCACAAAGAUGGAACAAAGCAAAAGAUUUUGUUCUGUACCUGUAGCAGCCAUCAAAGACGCCCUGAUGCUGCGCAGUAAGGCAAUAGAGCGCUCUCAUGGUGACUUUUCCAAAAACAUCCGAGAAUGGAUAAAGUCCGUAGAGUAAAGUCUUGUACAAAAGAAGCCUAAGUGAGUUGCAUUUAAAUACGUGGUUGUGUAUCCUGACAGUCUUUUUAGUUUAGCUUUUGUUUGUUUGUUUGUUUGUUUGUUUGUUUGUUUGUUUGUUUGUUUGUUUGUUUGUUUGUUUGUUUAUAUAACGGCAUCAUUGAAGGGCUCGAAGAGUAGUUCAUCACCACAAAACACCAUCUUGAUGGCUGACGCGGACUUGACCAUCUUACCACUCCGUGAUAAAAUCGCUCUCGUAGUAAUCCUUACCUUGGUUUCUACUGAUAUUAGGCAGUAAGUUGUUGUCAAACUUUCAAAAACUAACAUUUCAGCUUUUGAUCGCCAUCUUAAUCACACAUUUUUGCACAGCUUGCAUUUCGACUCUUUUAAAAUACAUCAUAGUGAAACCCACCUGUAGGCUCACUAUCACAGUAGAGAUGAUGUUAAUGUGAAGUAUUGAAACCGUUACUGGCAUGGAGAUGAUUCAAACUAGUGGUUGGUGAGCUUCACUGCGGAACAGAAGGUUUCUGUUUCAAGACCUGCUCUGCUAUGUAGCUGAAGAGAUGAUGCUGCUCCCCAGUAGAUGUCCUGCAGGAAUGUGACUGAUUUAGCCGGGGAAGUGAAGACGACGGAAGGAGAGGGAUGGUGAACACCUUGCAGGUGACUCGCUGCCCUGGUGGACUUCACUUUCACUGGACCUACGGACCACAAGACUGUGAGCCUCGCAAUCAUUAGCAACACUAUCUUUAACACUGUAUUGUUUUUUUAAAAAAUGUCCUCUUUCUGAAGUACCUUUUUCUGGUGAAAUGGCAAACUUUACUGACCUCCUUGAUGAAAAAUUGAAAUUUACGAUUCCUUGGACAUUAAUAAAAUGGCAGUUACCAGGCCAGCAACCUACUUUUAGUAUCUGGAAUUUCUUAAAAAAAAAACCAGUCAAUGCAAUUAGGUAUAAAUGUACUUUUCUGAUGCGAAAUUGGGGUUAGUCUUGUUUCUAACUCGCACAGAACUGCACGCAGCCAAACAGUUCGACGUUGCACAAGCUGGGGUCAAGAUGGGCAGGUCACUACACCCCCAGGUGAGGCUGUAACAGGUAUGAUGGCAAGCUAACCCUAACCCUGAAACAGUUUUGUCAACGAGGCGAGGAGACAUCUCGAGACUUUACACAAAUGAAAGUCGGCAUGCCACUCGAAGCUGAGAACAGAAACACUGUGAAACGAAAGUGAAACUCCUUUUCAUUUCGUGGAAUAAAUCGUUGUAUGUUGUGUAUUGCCUGCAGUGAUCUUGUACCCAUCGGAUCCCACUGUUGCAUUUUUUCCUAAGUUAUUGUGACCUUCAUUUCUUUGCUAUGGAUUAUGCUUAAUGUAACCACUUUUCUUUACCCUUACUUCUGGCUUAGAGACCAGCUUUAAUCCUUAGAAUUCUCUUCAUUGGACAUAUUUUUUCCUUUGCCUUUUAGAUAUACUUGUAUUAUGUAAAAUUCAAUGUGAUGUGUCACCAGUUGACCUGUUAGUGUCAAAGGUCAAUAGCUUGGAUAAAAAGUGUCUUUUUUAUUUUUUCCUUUCAUUAUAUCUUCAAUUGUGACCAUUAAAUGUGUGGUGCGAAAUCUC